AUGAAGUGUCCCACGGCCGAGACGAGUCAACGCACUAUAAAUUCCACAGGACUAUCGAUAAGAACGAAUAAUCUUCUUACUCCAUCCUUUCUUGUGAAAUCUCCAAUGGGAGAAAGCAAAACUCGUCCUACUUAUUUCUGCAGAAACUGUGAAAAUCCACUAGCUCUCGGUGAAGAUCUCAUCUCCAAAAAAUUCGUGGGAGCUUCGGGACCAGCGUUUAUGUUUUCACACGCGAUGAACGUGGUGGUUGGACCGAAGAUUGGGAGGAAACUGAUAACCGGAUCGUACGUGGUGGCAGAUGUCACGUGUAGCAAGUGUGGCGAGACCUUGGGUUGGAAGUAUGUUGAGACCUUCGAUCUUAAACAGAGGUAUAAAGAAGGCAUGUUUGUGAUCGAAAAGCUCAAGUUGACCAAGAACUAUUGAUGAAACUUUUGGUCAAGAAUACUCUUUUGGUGGUUUAGUUGAAAAAAUAAAAUAAAACAAAGAUGAGUAUGAUUAUAUGUAUAUAUUUUACAUAGGAUUGUCAAUAUAUUGGUUUGUUAUGUAUUUUCCAAAACUUUCGAAGAUGUUCCAUGUACUUGUUCACGAGUCACGCACUUAUUCGUUCAUUCACCACUCAACUUAAAGUUAAAUCAAUAGUGACAAAAAUGAACCAAUAG
This is a messenger RNA of Thlaspi arvense, 659 nucleotides long. NCBI's taxonomy places the organism in Eukaryota, Viridiplantae, Streptophyta, Magnoliopsida, Brassicales, Brassicaceae. The record is from the annotation of a GenBank genome assembly.